GUUUUUGAAUGACCGUGGGAAAGUGUGGAAGUCGCGAUUCUUAUUGCGAAUAUGGAAAGUAACGAAGAAGCUGACGAAUCGUACGACGAUUUUCCUCCAGACGAUGAUUAAUCGCUAGUGAUUGACCCAGUUACCUCUCGCUUUGUAGAACUGUGCUAUGUUCCCCUGGCAUUUAGAAAGGCUUCAUCGAUAACAUCACCUGAUUGGAAUGCAUUUUCCAAUGCGUGUGCAUUUAGGAACCCUUCGACCUUGACGAACUACUGCCCACCAUCGGCGAAUUCGGUCGUUAUCAAAAGCUGCUAAUGUUCGGAAUAUGUCUGCCAGCGUGCAUCCCUUGCGGAUUUUGUGCCUUCAAUCAAUUGUUUAUGGCCGACGUUCCAGAUGAUUAUUGGUGCUGGGUACCGGAGCUAGCGAACCUUACGCGGGAGGAGCGUAAACAAAUAUCGAUUCCACUGGUUAUGGAAGAUGGUGUCGAAGUUUAUAGUAAAUGCACACGAUAUGCGGUGGACUGGUCCGACUUCUUCCAAUAUAAAGGCGACUUCAGCACAACGUUGAAUUCGACAUUAGGCGUUGAAAAUUGUUUAGAUGGAUGGGAAUAUAACAAAACAACCGUCAAUUCCUCCAUUGUUAUUGAUUUUGACUUAGUAUGCGGGAAGGAUAUUUACCCUACAAUUGGCUUAGCAGCACUGAAUGUCGGGGGACCCAUCGGAGUUUAUCUGUUCGGACUUCUUAAUGAUCGCGCCGGAAGGAGGAUAUCGUACUUUACAUGCCUGGCCACACUUUUAACUGGAAGCUUUAUCACGGCCCUGAGCACCGACUUUUGGACAUGGGCGUUCAGCAGAGUCAUUGUGGGGUUGACUAUCCCCGCGGUCUAUCAGAUUCCAUUCAUUAUUGCACUAGAGUUAGUGGGACCAAACUACCGAUCAUUUGUAACAGUGAUGACCUGUACCUUCUACACGUUCGGUCUAAUGAUGUUAGCGGGUGUUACGUACCUUGUAAGGGACUGGGUUAAACUCUCGCUCUACACUUCCACACCAUUUCUGUUGUACUUCCUCUACAUAUUCAUAAUGCCUGAAUCACCGAGGUGGCUACUCAUGAAAGGAAGGUUGGAGAAAGCAUUGGAGAUAUUGCAAGUUAUGGCGAAAGUGAAUGGUCAUCAGUUUCCAUCAGCGUUUAAAGAGAAGUUGGAAGCACGCGUGGCAUUUGAGAAGCACCGCAAAGUCAGGAAGAAAGAGGAAAAUGUUGGAGCAUUCGACUUGUGCAAGACACCCAACAUGCGACUGAAAACCAUCCUCAUUACACUCAAUUGGUUUGCAAAUGAAACUGUCUACUUGGGUUUAAGUUAUUAUGGACCUUCGUUGGGAAGUAACCAAUAUUUAAGUUUUUUGCUCUCAUCAGUUGUGGAAAUCCCCAGCUACGUGGGGUGCUGGCUUGUAAUGGACAGAUGGGGAAGACGCUGGCCGAUGUGUCUUUUAAUGAUUCUUGGGGGCAUCAGCUGUAUUAUUACGGUGCUCUUACCAAAUGAUGCAGACAUGGAAACUCUUUAUCUUUUCCUGGUUUCGAAGGCAAUGCUCUCUGCAUCCUUCUUGAUUAUUUAUCCAUUCGCGGGGGAGUUAUAUCCAACACAAGUUCGCGGUGUAGGAAUAGGAACGUCAAGCUACAUAGGUGGUUUGGGGUUGAUAGUGAUACCAUUCAUAACUUAUUUGGGCAAGGACAACUUGCGCUUACCUCUCGUCAUAAUGGGAUGUGUUUCAGUUGUUGGAGGGUUUACUGGUUUGAGGUUGCCGGAAACUUUGCACCACAGAUUACCUCAAACGUUGGAAGAAGGAGAACUUUUCGGAAAAGAUUGGACAUUCGACGAGUGCCUGCGUUGUGUUCCAAUUAAACCGGAUCAUGGAUCACGUCAAGGAUCAUAUGAAAAUUUUGAUGUCGUCCUGAACAACGGCAUAGAUGUUACUCUCGAAUUGAACAAUACACCUCCAUCGCUUGUGCAUGCUGGUUCAUCUGUGGAGAGUACGGAGCGCACACCAUUAGAUUUAAAUCGUCCUCGACGCCAAUCCAUGAAGCGUCUCGUCCGUCAGCAAAGUGUAAUGGACACCCAGAAAACGAGAGAUGGAGCGAUGCAGCUAACAUAUUGGUUUUAGUUUUAUAUAAGUAGAUUCACUAUGAAUGCAUGUUGUAGAGCAACCCAGAAUACCAGAGUAGGGCAUGCAUUCAUUAUUGUCGUUUUAUAAUGUAUUCAUGCAUCAUCCUGAAAAUUAAAUAAUGAAUGGAAAUGUUACCAGGAAUUGUCAUUUUAGCGAACAAAUAAAGUACAAACAUAACAGGU
Hermetia illucens (black soldier fly) is the source of this 2329-nucleotide messenger RNA. Its product is annotated as carcinine transporter. Gene Ontology annotation, molecular function: transmembrane transporter activity. The coding region runs from base 303 to 2144 and encodes 613 amino acids. The transcript is spliced from 9 exons. Gene Ontology annotation, cellular component: membrane. The record is from RefSeq and is a predicted model, not a curated record. NCBI's taxonomy places the organism in Eukaryota, Metazoa, Arthropoda, Insecta, Diptera, Stratiomyidae. Gene Ontology annotation, biological process: transmembrane transport.